UAUUAGAGGCCACCCUCAUUAUGAUUUCAUUUCAGUGGAGCAAUGUCAAGAAAUGUGGAAAUAUAUCAGGUUGAAAUAUAUUCGAGAGCGAGUGAUCAUCCUAAAAAUGCCUACAGGUUCCCAAAGCUAUUCAUGCAAAUGGCCUUUAUAUGAGAGGAUGGGGUUUCUAAAUGUUGCAAUCUCCACCAGGAAAACGAAAGGAAAUAUUGUUCGAAAAACUGCUGCUCCCCUUCAAAUGCCUUCACGAGAAUUGUGGCAAGAUUCCCUCAGCCAGGACAAUUCUCAAGAGUCUCAAGACAUGGAAGAGUCUCAGAGCCAAGAUGAAGAUAAUAUGAAUGAAACAUAUGAAGAAAUAGGUAUUAUUGAAGAUGGUUCUGGACCUGAAAAUAAUACUGCAUCAUCAGAGCUUCAGAUCAAAAAACAAAAUGAUAUCCCAAGCUCCCCAUCAAGUUCAGUUAUUUCAAAUACGAAAAUAAGUAAUAUGAGAAAAGAACGGAAUGACAGCAGCAAGAGAAAAAAUGAUAUUUCCUUUGAAAAGCUAGUCCAAACAUGUGCUGAUAUAGGAAAAAAUCUCAACUCCUUUUUGACCUCAGACACAUCUGACAUCAAUAAAGAAGAUUAUCAUUUCGCAAUGACUUUGGCAGAAUCUCUGAAGGAAUUUGAUAAAAAAAAGUAGCUGGCUUUGAAGGCUAAAAUAAGGCUUAGUUUAGCUGAAGCUGCAGGAGACUGAAUAUGUUGUCCGUUGUAUUCUUAGUGAUUAUUUUUACUUCAUUUCAAGAGUUUAUAUUUUGUUCCUGGUAGUUCUUAAGAAAUUAGUAUAAGCUGUGGUGCAAUAGAUUUUGAAGACUGCAUAACCUAUAUUUUGUGAUGCCUAUAUGUACCUUUCAUAAAUAUUUUUAAGUUUGUGUUGAAGUAGUUC
Molecule: messenger RNA, 919 nt
Organism: Phaedon cochleariae (mustard beetle)
Lineage: Eukaryota; Metazoa; Arthropoda; Insecta; Coleoptera; Chrysomelidae
Source: the annotation of a GenBank genome assembly